This is a messenger RNA of Conger conger (European conger), 1926 nucleotides long. It is a transcript of the gene tapbpl, whose product is annotated as TAP binding protein like. The transcript has 9 exons. Gene Ontology annotation, cellular component: membrane. NCBI's taxonomy places the organism in Eukaryota, Metazoa, Chordata, Actinopteri, Anguilliformes, Congridae. Gene Ontology annotation, biological process: antigen processing and presentation of endogenous peptide antigen via MHC class I. The record is from RefSeq and is a predicted model, not a curated record. The coding region runs from base 381 to 1742 and encodes 453 amino acids.
UUCUGCGCCAACCUGUACUGUAUGAGUAAUACAAUAAGACAGAUACAUUUUUUAUUGACGUUGAUGUCGCCGAAAUAUAACAACAAUAGUUUUCUCGAGUAGCCUAGACGUAGCUAGUAUUUCUUGUCGGUGCAUUGCACUCCAGUUGUUAUUCCAACGUACGGCACUUUAAAAGAAAACCGAAAGCGAUUUGGUAGCUCAUUACAAAGAUGCUGUAUACGGAAUGCUAAAAACGAUUGCUCCUGAAUCUGACCUUUUUUAAAUAAUAUUGUACUUCCGUUAAAAAAAAUUCUACGCCGUGUUUCCGAAUAAAACGUUAGUCUAAAAUGAAUUCGGGAAGAUCGACAUAUCUAUGAGAGCAAAGAACAGUUGUGAAACUGAUGAUGAUUUUCAGCGUUGGACUCCUGGUUGUGAGUUAUUUUACGGCUUCUGCUGUGUCUGGUUUUCCUCCUUCACACCUUACCCAAGCAGAGUUUGUGGGGCAAGAUGUGGUGCUGUCCUGUUCUCUGGUGGAGGAGGGCGGGGGUUUUGGAUCCAUGGGAGCCAGCAGUGGCCACUUCUCCCGCACGCCAGCAACGCUGGUUCUGAAGGACCUGCCUGUCUCUGCUGACACCUCCCCUGAAACCCUGACUCCCUACAUCCCCCCUGCCAACCCUGAUCCAGACAACAUCAUAGUCGAAGCCAAAGUGACAUCACCUGAAAUCCCAGAGGCGGAUUUGCUUCUCCACGCUGACUGCGAAGAGCAGGAGGUGGCCUGUGAAAUCAGCCGCUACUACCCCCGUGGACUUGAAGUGGACGCCGGAGUGGCGUAUUUCAUUGGCUCGGUGGUCCUGGAAGGGGGUGGUUUAAGUCUCACUCUGGUCCUGCGGACACUGCCACCUAUUGGUGAGGGGGAUGAGUCUGCCCCUGCUCCUCUCAUGCAAAGCAAGUUGGAACUUCCCCUCACGCCAUCUGGGACCCUUCUGUCUGAGGUGGCAUUCGUGGUGUUUUCCCGCUCGCAGUCCCUCACAACUCCCCUAGGGGGCGACACCCUCUUGGACUGUGGCUUCAAACAGCAGGAACCCUUCCCAACGCAUGCAAUGUGGCUUGAGUGGCGCUUGCAGCACAGAGGGAGUGGUUCAAAAGUGCUGGAGAUGAAGGCUGUGGAGCCGGAGGAACAGCCAAUAGUCCUUGUGGAGAGAAACGGGUCGAGCGUGGACCUGGCCCUUGCGGUGGAGGAAGGGAACGUGUCUCUGACCGUGAGGAAGGUGACGGUGCCUGAUGAAGGCACAUACAUCUGCACUGUGGGAGCUGGGUUCUACCAGGCCCAGCAGGUGAUGCAGCUUCAGGUCAUCCAGCCCCCUCAAGUGUCUCUCUCCGUGGACAAGCUGAUAUUUAAGGAUGGGUUGCCCAGGAGAGUGAGCUGUCAUUGUGAGCGUUACUAUCCGCUAGAUGUAGAGGUAGAGUGGCUGUAUCUCCCCCCAUCGAAGACGGAGCCCAUCUCCCUUACCCAGAAUGCAUCACUCACAAGCCACCGGCAGUUCAGUGACAAGACCCUCUCCCUGACCUCCCAUGUGACCCUUCACCCCGCUGCCCUACCCGCAGGGACCAUUAUCACCUGCCUGGUCUCACACCGAUCCUUGGACACACCAGUCACCCUAAGCCUGACGGUGUUAGCACCUGAGACAGAAGAACGGUCCUACUGGAUGAUCGUGGGAAUGUUGGCAGCUACCCUCCUGUCUUUCUAUUUCCUGCUGAAAUAAGUAUCUCACGAUCACUGAUGAACGCUGAAUCCAUAACAAAGGCAGAGAUGCACAGUGAACAGAAGAAAAGAUGUACGGUACUUUUAAUGUACUUUCCUUGGUCGGGUCUUCUUUCAUUCAAUGAACUGAAGGUUUUUAUAUUUAAAAAUAAAGGCGAAAAACCUUUAAUAAUUGUGCUCUGUUA